This is a messenger RNA of Numida meleagris (helmeted guineafowl), 1797 nucleotides long. RefSeq lists its product as uncharacterized. The record is from RefSeq and is a predicted model, not a curated record. The coding region runs from base 104 to 1390 and encodes 428 amino acids. Lineage: Eukaryota; Metazoa; Chordata; Aves; Galliformes; Numididae. Gene Ontology annotation, molecular function: protein binding. The transcript has 16 exons.
CCGACGUGUCACACGCGCACAUACACCCACGGAGCCGCGCACCUGCGCUGGGUGUGCCCCCCCCGGGCCGGGCGGUGCCUCCCGGCUGCGCUGCUCCGGGCCCAUGGCCGCCAGGGAACCGCUGCUGAGCGCCCUUAAAGGCGCGGUGCUGCGGAUGCGGGCGGACCGGGCUCCGUGCACCGACGCUUCCCCGCACCUGGCGGCCGUCUGCGCGCUGCUGGAGGGUGCCCUGCGGAAGGGGCUGCGACAGCCGCUGUGGGGCUUCGGGAGAAGGGAUUACUGGCACUGCCUGGAGCAGCUUCACCCCGGGGAGGGCGGGAGCAGGCCGAGCCCUGUCUCCAGCAGCCUCCACAGAGCCUCCACCUGCACGAAGGUGCUGACGGUACAGGGCCGUGGCCGCUGCUUCCUGCGCUCAGCCCUGCAGGGCAAGGUGCUGGCAGUGGCCGUGCAGCAGCUGGUGCAGAGCCCCCGGCUCCUGGAGUUCUACGACCCGUCGAGCUCCAUCCUGGGCAAUGAAGAGCUGCGGGAGCCUUUCCUCUCACUGGUGCUGGUGCUGAUGGAGGUGGAUUUCUCCCUGGACCUGCAGAACUGCAGCUUCUUGGAUGAGAGCUGGCUGCUGCCGGUGUGCGUCACGUAUGAGACAGUCCCGUGCCGAGCGCUGGGGAUGGUGGUGAGGUACGUGGACGGCCGUGUUGUUGUUAUUGAGGUGCUCCCUGGGAGCCAGGCAGAGGUGGAUGAGGUGGUGCUGGCUGGGGACGUCCUAGAUGAGAUCAAUGGGUGCUCCCUGAGGAACGCCUACAGCGGGCAGGCUGGGACGAUGCUGCAGAAGCUGAAGGGACAACCACUGAGCCUCCGCGUGCUGCGGUGGCAGGGGCACGAUGGCGAGGUCUACGAGCCCCUGCUGCCUUACUUGGAGGCUGUGAAGGAGAAGGAGCCCCGCUUCCAGCUUCAGCGUGGCCCCCGGCGCUGGGAUGAGGGGGAGAAGCAGAGGGUGCAGGGGGGCAGGCUGCUCUACAACCUGCAGUACCUGGGCCGGAUCGGCGUUGGGAUGUUCGGAGGCAAAGAGGUGCUGCAGAAAGCCAUCCCUGCUGUGCUGGAGAGCUGCUCGGCACCAUGGGAGGUUUUAUUUGAUGUGAAGGAAACAGAAAUCCUUGUGCAGGAGAAGGCUUCUCCCAAGGUCCUGUUCCGCCACCCCUAUCCUUCAGUCUCCUGCGUGGGACGCUGCCUCCAGACCAGCAACGUCUUUGCCUUCUGCAUCGUCGCUUCCCCAGGGAGCCCCGGGGGGAGCACGUUUGACUGCCUGGUGUUUGCAUCGAGCUCCGAGCAAGAAUGUGAGGAAAUCAUCAAGAGAAUUGCUGCAGGAUUUAAACACACCGAGUGGUUUGUCUGAUAAGGGAGGGCUGUGGCUCGGCUCUCCCCCUGCUCUGGUGACCCAGCUGUGCGAGGUGCAGGCUCUGGCUCCUCCGCCUGGAGUGAGGAAGCUGUUUUUAUACUUACCAGGACAUGGCUGUGAAAGGAAGUGUCACAAAUGCAUCUGGUCUUAAAACAAUUGCGUGUCUAGGCCAGUGCUGGCUUACUGCCUGCUUUUAUAGAUGAACUACUGCUUUUCUUCCUCCUAAAAUGCCCCUUUGGAUUUCUUCAUUGAAAUAAAUCAAGAUGGACUAGCUUAUGCUACUCCCUGUGUAACUUCUGACUCUGCUUUAGCCUUACUAGCAUAGCCUGUUCUUAAGAACUGGCCUAACAAUGUAAUUUGCAUAUUAAUUACCUGUUUCAGCUGUAGUCAGAGCAGCUUUCCCC